Molecule: messenger RNA, 1352 nt
Organism: Nanorana parkeri
Lineage: Eukaryota; Metazoa; Chordata; Amphibia; Anura; Dicroglossidae
Gene: QTRT1
Product: queuine tRNA-ribosyltransferase catalytic subunit 1
Exons: 10
Coding region: 13-1203 (396 amino acids)
Cellular component (GO): cytosol
Molecular function (GO): tRNA-guanosine(34) queuine transglycosylase activity
Source: RefSeq, a predicted model, not a curated record
GUCACUGGGAAGAUGGCAGCUCCCAGAGGACACGCGUUAGUGCACCGGGUCCUGGCGGAAUGUCCGAUCACCAAAGCCCGGGCCUGCGAGCUGACUUUACCGCACGGGCCGGUGAAGACCCCGGUGUUUAUGCCUGUGGGGACUCAGGGGACGAUGAAGGGGAUCACGGCCGAUCAGCUGAGGGAUCUGGGCUGCCAGAUCUGCCUGGGAAACACCUAUCACCUGGGCAUGAGGCCGGGUCCUGAAGUGAUGAAGAAAGUGAAUGGCCUGCAUGGUUUUAUGAAUUGGGACCGGAAUCUUCUCACAGACAGUGGCGGUUUCCAGAUGGUGUCAUUGGUGGAACUCUCCAAGGUGACAGAAGAGGGCGUGCAUUUCACAUCUCCCUAUGAUAACAGAGAGAUCCUACUCACUCCAGAGAAGUCUAUUGAGAUCCAGAAUGCUCUUGGCUCCGACAUCAUGAUGCAGCUUGAUGACGUGGUGAGCAGUACAAUCUCUGGACCCCGCGUGGAGGAGGCUAUGUACAGAUCCAUCCGCUGGCUAGAUCGCUGCCUUGCUGCCAAUAAACAACCAGAGAAGCAGAACCUGUUUGCCAUUAUCCAGGGAGGACUUGAUGCUGAGCUCCGCAAGAAAUGUUUAGAGGAGAUGACCAAACGAAAUGUCCCUGGCUUCGCUAUUGGUGGCCUCAGUGGAGGGGAAGAGAAAGAUCACUUCUGGAAGAUGGUGACCCUCAGCACGGACCACUUACCCAAAGAAAAGCCUCGCUACCUCAUGGGGGUUGGAUAUGCCACUGAUCUCGUGGUGUGUGUGGCCCUCGGUUGUGAUAUGUUUGACUGUGUUUUUCCUACAAGGACAGCUAGAUUUGGCUCGGCUUUGGUUCCGUGGGGUUCUUUGCAGAUAAAAAGCAAACAAUAUGCAAAAGAUUUCCAACCUAUAAACAAAGACUGUAAAUGCCCCACCUGCCUGAGAUACACCCGCGCCUACAUCCACGCCUUGUUUAAAAGUGACACGGCCGCCAUGCAUCACAUCACAAUCCAUAACAUCGCUUACCAGUUGAAUCUGUUGCAUUCGGUGAGGGAGAGCAUUCUACAGGGACGCUUCCCCCAGUUCAUUCAGGAUUUCAUGAAGACCAUGUACAGCACAAAGGACAAAUACCCACAUUGGGCUGUUGAUGCUUUAGAGACGGUCAAUAUCACCCUACAAUAACUCCAUCAUUGAUUCAACAUUCCCUCCACUUCUGGGCUCCCAUCAUCACUGACACACAAGUUACUGUAUUGGAUCCAUUCCUGUGCUGCCAUCAUGACCGGACGGUUCUAGAAACAGAUCUGUGUGUAGGAUCUUAAAACCAAACUUAU